Candoia aspera is the source of this 3135-nucleotide messenger RNA. RefSeq lists its product as uncharacterized. Gene Ontology annotation, cellular component: cytosol. The transcript has 6 exons. Bases 1 to 843 code for a protein of 280 amino acids. Gene Ontology annotation, molecular function: ATP binding; kinase activity. Lineage: Eukaryota; Metazoa; Chordata; Lepidosauria; Squamata; Candoiidae. The record is from RefSeq and is a predicted model, not a curated record.
AUGGCCGCAGUAGAUUGCAUUCUGAAAUUAGGAGGCAGCGCAUUGACGCAGAAAAACCAGCUGGAGACGCUGAAAACGGAGUCUGUGCGGAGGGCGGCUGCUGUUGUCUCUAAGCUCUGGGAGGCUGGAGAAAGACGGUGCAUAAUCGUGCACGGCGCAGGGUCCUUUGGGCAUUUCCAAGCAAGAGAACAUGGUGUUGCCUUGGGGACAUCAGGAAGAUCAGCUGCAAGUGACAAUUUGAGACAAGGGCUGUGUUUGACCAGGCUUUCUGUCACCAAGUUGAACCAUUUGGUGACAGAACAAUUGAUUAGUGUUGGAGUUCCAGCAGUGGGGAUUUCGCCUUUUGGAACCUGGAAAACAGCAUGCAAGAAUGUCACCCAGGCUGGCAUUGAUGCAGUGAAGGAUGUUCUAGAUGCGGGUUAUGUCCCUGUAUUACAUGGUGAUUGUGCCCUGGACUCGGAACAGCACUGUUGUAUCUUAUCUGGAGAUACAAUUAUUGAGAUUCUAGCUAAGAAAUUCUCUCCUAGGCGAGUUGUGUUUCUCACAGAUGUGAAUGGAAUUUACAGUUGUCCACCUGAUACUCCAGGUGCCAGGCUGGUGGAUUCCAUUGUCAUUGGUCCUGAAAGAACUAUGGAGCCAGCUGUACUCACAUCUGCACUACCACAUGACACCACUGGAGGAGUGUCCUUGAAGCUACAAACUGCCAUAAAUAUAGUUUCUUGGAGUCAUGGAGCCAUUCCUGUUCUGAUCUGCAAACUGGACAGUAAAGCAGCUGUAAAGGCUUGCUUGACAGGGGAACUGAAGGAGGGUGAAGGCACAAAACUCUCUUUUGUGGAUAGGUGAAGCCUUUUGUAAAGAAACCUUAAAUCAUAUGCAGAAGAAUUUCUGGGACAGUAAUAUUCAUAGAUCCCUUACUGUCUUUUUUGUUUGUUUCAAUCAUGUGUGUGUAUUAGCUUUAUGUUAUUUUAUGCACCUCACGAAUUCAAAUCAAAACAUUUUUAUCAAAUUUUUACAAAGCAGUGACAUUUUUAAUAUCAAUGUACAUAUAUUCAUUUCACAUUUAUAUCUUCCUUACUCUCAUAAGGUCAUCUUGGUGGUUGAUUACUGUUUUCAUUACUAGAGUGCUUGAAAAAACCAUAUCAAAAUCUUAACUUUCUUCAGCUAAGUCCAAAUUAUAUGUUCAUUUUCCAUCAAAGAAAUAAAUCUGUCAUACCAUUUUUUCUUCAGUGCCCUUUUUAGAUAUUUCCAAUAUUUUGCUAUUACUAAACUAGCAGCUACUAAUAAGAAUGUUAACAAUGUCUUACUUUUUGCAUAAAUAUAAAUAUUUAUAUAAAAUAUGUAUAUUCUUACCAAAAAGUAAUGAUAGAAGGCAACCCCCCAAAUGCUUUUAUUAUGUAUGAAUUUUUUAACUGGAAUGAGAUACCAAUGGUACUUUUAAGUGUUUCCUGCAAAAUGGAAACCUAGGUAUGGAUAUUUCCAUACUCACUCCCAUUCAACUUUUAGGAUUUGUCUCUCAAAAUCUAAUUCUUGUGUCUUCUUCAAAAUUUUGCAUCCCCAAUUUCUAAUGUUUUAAUAGUUUUUCACGAAUGUACCAUUAUAAUAUAUAUUAAGUAUGUGUUAAGCUCUCAUCUUACUCCAUAUCCAACUAGAUUUAGUUUUUACUCUUCAUCUUAAUUUGAUGCAAGUACUACCACAACUAAUUUCACAGGGCAUCCUGUCACUUGCUCACACUGUAUGCUAUCUGCAUAGUGCUAUGCAUCACUCUUUCAAAGUUUAUGUGAUACCCAUAAGAGGGAGUCAGUAAACAUGUAGAAAAAUGCUACUUAAUCUUUUUAGUUUAUACUGGCAAAAUAAAAACCGUCCUAAAAUAUAUCAAGCAAAUAAUCAUUAAGGAAUAUAUUACCAUUAUUAAGAGAACCAGUUUGGUGUACUGUAGCGGUUAAGGCACCAGGCUAGAAACCAGGAGACCGUGAGUUCAUCCUGCCUUAGGCACAAAGCCAGGUGGAUGACCUUGGGCCAGUCACUUUCUCUAGGAAGGAGGCAAUGGUGAACCACUUCUGAAAUGUUGCCAGGAAAACUGCAGGGACUUGUCCAGAUAGUUGAGAUGAGUCAACAGUGACUCAAAGGGACACACAUACAUACAAAACCCAUUAUUAAAAGUAAGAUCUUGUAAUCAAAUUGUUAUAAUGUGAAUAAUUUUAGUUUAGUUCCCAGCCAUUUAGUUUAGUUCCCAGUUUAGUUCUGUUCCACUGGUCCCUUGUUCUUCCCCACUGUUCACUAAUUGUCAUGCCUUCUGAGCAUGUUCAGUUCUCACUGGUUGGUUUGUGAUUUUUUUCUCUUUGGUGGAAUAAAUGGGUGCAUGCUACUGUCAACAAAGCUAAUGUGGAAGAGGAGGUAAUAUUUAUAUAUUAGUCCACUGGACACCCAGGAACUCUUAAGUUAGAAAGGGUUCCAUUCUUGGUCUGAUCUACUUUUUUCCCCUUUCUCCUUUCAUUUGAUCUCCGUCCUCUCAUUAAUUGUUUCUUUAUGUGUGUGUUUAUGCACAUAUAAUAUUUCAGUAAUUAAAUAUGAUCAGAUGCCUUGCAGAUCCUUUGGUUCAUCUCUUGGCUGAAUUUGGGAUAAUAUUUUAAUUAAUGAAUAUAAUAAGUUAAAAACGAAUGUGUACAUUUUUAUAUGAAACAUGGCAUUUGGCUUAGUAAUACUACAGUAUUCUUCCCAAGAACUUAAAGAAAUGGUACAAUGUGUAGGGAAAUCCUUGGGAUUAAAUUCCUCUACUACACACAAUAAUUUCUUCAGCAGCUACAUCCAAAGGACACAGAAAUCGAUUCAGGAAAGAGCAAUUAAAGGAACUGAGGUCAUCAGAAAAGAAGCUGUGAGAAGUGUCUGAGGGAAGCAAAAAAUGACUGCCUGAACUGCCAAGUUGCUUUUGAGUUCACACAUGGCAUUUCAUUUAAGUCCAAUUAUCAAUUUUUGUGUAUUUCUCUUAAUGGUGUCCAUCUUGGGGUAGGACUGUUACGACUGCUGUUGGUGGUUAUUUAGAUUUAUUCCUAUCAGUGCUUUUAUUGUUCCAGCACAUAAUGAUUUGGACAGCUUAUAUAAACAUAAAAUACAUUAAUUAAAUAUAUUCUUACGGAA